Messenger RNA from Saccostrea echinata, 460 nucleotides. RefSeq lists its product as uncharacterized. The record is from RefSeq and is a predicted model, not a curated record. The transcript is spliced from 3 exons. Lineage: Eukaryota; Metazoa; Mollusca; Bivalvia; Ostreida; Ostreidae. The coding region runs from base 55 to 435 and encodes 126 amino acids.
AUUUCUAUAUUGGUUGCUGUUGUACUUUUAAGCAUUGCAGGAAUAACAGAAGCAAUGUACCUAAUUAUUCCACCAAAUCGUGGUAUAAGAAACUGGGACGAUGCAGUUACCUUUUGCCGAAGACGUUCAGCCAGAAUUGCAAAGAUUGAUAGUGCAAGCGAAUGGAAUGCUCUGUAUGAUAUCCUCAAAUGUGAAAAUGAUAAAGGAGAUGGCUGGUAUAUCGGAGGAAAGGCAAGAAAUGGAAAAUGGUAUUGGGAAGACGGGUCAUAUAUGGCAUACAAAAACUUCGCUCCAAACUUUCAAUUAUUCCCACAGGAGGCGACUACCAGAACCGUCUACAAUUAUGCCUUUGUACCGUCUUUGGGCCGUUACUGGAAAUAUGUAUCCCCUCGAUCAUCCAAUAUUCUUGGAGUCAUUUGUGAGAAGACUUGUUGAUAUUGCAAAUAAAUCUUUCUUUUUA